Molecule: messenger RNA, 1180 nt
Organism: Loa loa (African eye worm)
Lineage: Eukaryota; Metazoa; Nematoda; Chromadorea; Rhabditida; Onchocercidae
Product: hydrolase
Exons: 2
Coding region: 327-752 (141 amino acids)
Biological process (GO): diphosphoinositol polyphosphate metabolic process; diadenosine pentaphosphate catabolic process; diadenosine hexaphosphate catabolic process
Cellular component (GO): cytoplasm; nucleus
Molecular function (GO): bis(5'-adenosyl)-pentaphosphatase activity; endopolyphosphatase activity; diphosphoinositol-polyphosphate diphosphatase activity
Source: RefSeq, a predicted model, not a curated record
UUUCAUUUCCCAGUUCAGUUCAUUCAAUUAAUUUUAUUGUUCUACGCUUUUCUCUGGGGCAUGACCACAGCACUCUUUUCACUUUGUUCUCACCUCUUAGAGUAUGCCCGUGAUGCGGCAACUGUUUAUUUUCUGCAGAUAUCCCGCUCUGCUGUGGGUUGUGGCUGGAAAUGAAAGUGUAGCUCACUUCGAAGAUCGAUAUAAUAAAAGUUGUUGUUUGAGGUUGAAUUUAGAAUAUCUUUCCUUUUAUUUCUCUAAACUUUAUUCAGUUUUCAGUAUUCGGUAGCGAUGACUUUACUGUAACGCCCAAUCGGUUGUUUUGGCUAAUGCGGAAGAAUAAUGGAGAAAGAGUGCGAGACGCUGAGGGAUUUCGUUUACGAGCUGCUGGCAUAUGCACACGCGGGGAAGGUAGCAGUCGGGAAAUCUUAUUGAUUACUGGUGGCAAAGAUGAUGGUCGGUGGAUCAUUCCGGGUGGUGGCAUUGAGAAGGAUGAAAAUGAAUCGGAUGCUGCUUUACGUGAGGUUUUUGAGGAAGCUGGAGUUAAGGCGGAAAUUUUGGCUCGUGUGGGGGAGUUUAGGGAUGAAGAAAGACGGCAUCGGACAGUGGUAUUUCUGUUGACGGUUAAGGAAGAAUUGAAGGAGUGGGAAGAUGGCUGUUUUGGCCGACAGCGGGAAUGGGUAAGCCUAGAAGAAGCAUUGCGACGGGUGAAACAUUCGCAAACAUGUAUUAUUGAACAUAUUUGUAGGAUGUAGCUCAAAUUGACUUUUAUUGCUUUCAUCCGUUCUCACUUUAUUUAUUAUGGAAAGGUACCGGGAACGGCGCUUCAGGGAGGCAUUGGCUUUUGCGUCUUUUCAAAUUCAGAUACUACAUUGGAACUGAAUUCGAUUUUAGUGUAUCAUGUUUUGAGUGUGUCUCUUUUUGUUAUUACUUAUGAUUUUGUCUUGCUUUUGAUUUAUGUUAAAGUCGAUCUGGAGCGUAUUUUUGUUAGGCUACAUCCUUCGCUUCCGAAUGUCUUAUUUGACUGAAUAAAUUUUCGGAUGAAUCGGGAGGGUACCAUCCUCAUUUGCGUUUCAUAUCGGUGCUCUUAUUGCACUUCAACUGAGAGCUUCAAUAAUCAAAGAUGUGUAGUUCCCUGCUUAUUCAUUUUAUUUGAUCCUCUCUUACUGCGUAUUGCGAUCAA